This is a messenger RNA of Phyllostomus discolor (pale spear-nosed bat), 1021 nucleotides long. RefSeq names its product TLC domain containing 4 (gene TLCD4). The transcript is spliced from 6 exons. Gene Ontology annotation, cellular component: endoplasmic reticulum; membrane. Gene Ontology annotation, biological process: lipid homeostasis. The coding region runs from base 12 to 803 and encodes 263 amino acids. NCBI's taxonomy places the organism in Eukaryota, Metazoa, Chordata, Mammalia, Chiroptera, Phyllostomidae. The record is from RefSeq and is a predicted model, not a curated record.
GUGCGGGGGGCAUGGACACCGCCGCCGGGCUGCCUGCCGGCGUGCUGCUGGCCAGCUUCUGCGUCUUCCAGCUGCUCUUCCACGUGCUGAGCUCCCGGUUCUCCGCGGCGGUGUCUCCGGGCUUCAGCCGCCUCAGCUUCGAGAAGAAGAUCGAGUGGAACUCGAGGGUGGCGUCCACCUGCCACUCCCUGGUGGUCGGGACCUUAGGCCUGUACCUUUUCUUUUUCGAUGAGGCAACCAUCGCAGACCCGCUUUGGGGUAACUCAUCGCUUGUGAAAGUGAAUAUUGCUAUUGCUUCGGGCUACCUCAUUUCCGACUUGCUGGCCCUGCUGCUGUACUGGAAGGCGAUCGGAGACAAGUACUUCGUGGUUCACCACUGCACGGCCCUGUACGCCUUCGCCUUCAUCCUGACCCGCGGCAUGCUGCAGCGCGUCGGGAACUUCCGCCUGCUCGCCGAGCUCUCCAGCCCCUUCGUGAACCAGCGGUGGUUCCUCGAGACGCUGCAGUACCCCAAGUUCUCCAGGGCCAACGUGCUCAACGGCGUGCUCAUGACGGCCGUGUUCUUCCUCGCCCGCGUCGCCGCCAUGCCGCCCAUGUACCACCUCAUGUACUCGGUGGUGGGCACCGAGGCCUACGCGCGGCUCGGCCCCACCGUCCAGGCCAGCUGGGCGGCCUCCUGCCUGGUGCUGGACGUGAUGAACAUCACGUGGAUGGUCAAGAUUUCCAGGGGCUGCCUCAAGGUCCUCUCGCUCCUCCGGGACCAGAAGGCCAGCGGCCGCCUGCAGAACGGGAAGCUGGACUGAGGGCCCGGGCAGUGGCCCCGCCCGCCUGCCCACACCGCACCUGCUGCCGCCCGCGGUGUGUGCCCGUCCCUCGAGUCGCCGGGGCCUCCGGGCCUCUUCUGUCAGCCCCGCCUUCGGAAAAGGGAAACCCAAACUCGGACUCCCGUCCCAGGGUCCGCCUUGCGACCUCCUGCUGCAUCGUGAGCGUGGGCAGACCCGCAAGGGCUCAAUAAAAGGGU